UUCAUUUUCUUGCUUAAAGCCUGUCAAGAAAGUAGUGGUUCAUGGAGACAGAAAACGAGGAGGAACUCAGGCCUCCUGAAAGUUGCCAUGCAAUACAGUUACUAUUCAAAUCUAUUGAGGCAUCUGAAAAGUCUAAGCUAGAACAACUUAACAAGAUCAAAGAGAAUGAAUACCUGCGACGGAAUGAUCACCAUGCCCUUUGGGACAUCACUCAUGGGAAGGUGAAUAAUUACUCCUUUGGAACACGUCAAGCGAGGAAAAUCUUUCCUCACUACCAUCCCCCAACCUGGCUGGGGAACAUGUAUCUCCCUCUUAGGGGAAUGCCCCAUACAGGCCCUGGGUGUUAUGCAGCAGCAACAGAUUGGAAUGGUUUGGCAUAUAAUCUAUCGAAAGUCCCAACCAGUACAAAAGGCUAUGCUAUUGGAGCCAGAACAGCUGUGAGAUUUAAAUCAAUCAGCAAGGAUGUGACACCAUACCCAGGAAUGUAUCAGAAAGUUGAUACUUUGGGUGAAAAACACAUAAAAAGCUUUGCUCCAUUUAAUGUCUUGAUGCCUCGAUUUAAGAGUGAAGAAAAGUGUGAUUCUUACCCUGGCCCUGGCACAUACAAUCCAGAGAGGAAGUCAAUCCCAAAAGUUACAUGGCCAAUGAAAUUUGGAUCUCCAGACUGGUCUCAGGUCCCAUGUCUAGAGAAAAGGACUCUAAAGGCUGAGCUGUCCACAGACAAGGAUUUUAGAAAACAUCGGAACCGUGUGGCCUACUUUAGCCUGUAUUACAAAUGAGAAGUGGGCACUGUCUUCACGUUCUCUCCUGAUUGCAGUCUCCAGAAUUGAGGACAUAAUUGCUCUUGUAUUUCUGUGUUCCUGGGCCCUCUUGUCUGUUCAUUUGGUGUCCAGGGAGGGACAAGGGUCUCAUAGUCACCUUCCAAAUACAUAAAGGCUGGUCCAGAAUGUUC
Molecule: messenger RNA, 952 nt
Organism: Grammomys surdaster
Lineage: Eukaryota; Metazoa; Chordata; Mammalia; Rodentia; Muridae
Gene: Cimap3
Product: primary cilia formation
Exons: 6
Coding region: 42-779 (245 amino acids)
Biological process (GO): regulation of cell projection organization
Cellular component (GO): ciliary basal body
Molecular function (GO): cytoskeletal protein binding
Source: RefSeq, a predicted model, not a curated record